Eleginops maclovinus (Patagonian blennie) is the source of this 3774-nucleotide messenger RNA. RefSeq names its product globoside alpha-1,3-N-acetylgalactosaminyltransferase 1-like. Gene Ontology annotation, cellular component: vesicle; Golgi apparatus; membrane. The transcript has 12 exons. The record is from RefSeq and is a predicted model, not a curated record. Bases 40 to 1230 code for a protein of 396 amino acids. Gene Ontology annotation, molecular function: hexosyltransferase activity. Gene Ontology annotation, biological process: carbohydrate metabolic process. Lineage: Eukaryota; Metazoa; Chordata; Actinopteri; Perciformes; Eleginopidae.
GGCACCGCGCGCCCAGAGAUAACAGUUGGUUGCUGGGUGAUGGGGGUCUUUGAUAAUCCUGGGGGCUUUCUUCCUGAGCCGCUGGGAGUAGAGGUCCUCCAUGAAUGGCAGCUCCGUCCAGCUGAUGUGCUUCCCCUCCAGGAUCCUCUCUAUGGUGGUGCACCUGUAGAAGAGAGACUAUCAGAGAUGCGAGUGAUGACCGGGAAAACUGCGACUGCGACCCUCAUCCUGCUGUCCUUCCUGCUGCUCGGAGUGCUCUACUGCUACCAGAACUACAGGGUGUUUGUGUCCUUUGAGUUGAACGAUAGCAGACCGAAAGACAGAGCUGCAGAUUUCCUCCCUCUGAGUGAUGAGUUCCACCUGGAGGCUGAGCAUCUGCAGUACAAACAGCCGAGCAUCCUGCAGGGGCGCACCGACGUUGUGACGGUGACGCCCUGGCUGGCGCCAGUGGUUUGGGAUGGGACUUUUGACCCAGUCCUGCUGGACAGCCUCUACAGACCCAGGAACAUCAGCGUGGCCAUCACCGUGUUUGCUGUGGGAAAGUACAUCAGGUUCCUGGAGGACUUCCUGCAGACGGCGGAGCAGCACUUCUUCGUUGGUUUCAAUGUUCACGUUUACGUUUUCACUGACCGGCCGAACGAGCUCCCCCGGGUCCACAUGGCUGCUGGCAGACAGGUGACAGUGCGUUCAGUUCCCAGCUCGCAGCGCUGGCAGGAGAUCUCAGCCCACCGUAUGGAGCUGAUCCAGACCCUGAUCGAGGAGCUCAACAACCAGAAAGACUACAUCUUCUGUCUGGACGUAGACUCACGGUUCCAUGGCCGCUGGGGGACAGAGUCUUUGGGGCGGCUGGUGGCGGUGAUCCACCCAGGGUACUACCGGAACCGGCGGAGCCAGCUCCCCUAUGAGCGCCGCCAAGAGUCCAGAGCAUUCCUGGCCCCUGAGGAUGGGGACUUCUACUACUGCGGGGGCGCGUUCGGAGGCCGGCUGCAGGAGGUCCACCUGAUGGCCAAGACUUGCCGCCUGAACUUUGAGGAGGAUGCUCGGGGGGGCAUUGAGGCGGCCUGGCAGGAGGAGAGCCACCUGAACAGGUACCUGUGGUUCAAUAAGCCCAGUAAAGUCCUGUCCCCGGAGUACCUGUGGCAAGACUUCAAGUCCAGAGAGCCGGAGAUCCACCUGAUUCGGUUCUCCGGAGUCGUGAAGAACUACGCAGAGAUCCGACCAAAUGCCUAAACGACACACACACAACAUGCAGUGUUUGGUCUGCUCUUCGUCGUUACCUCGGCUCUAUGAACUGUGGCUGAGAUGAAUGUGAUGUUCAUUUCUUUCACUUCUCUAAUUCCAGUCAGUUUAUUCAGGUCAUUAUAAUUGAAUGUUCGGUCUGGUCUGUGUAGUCCGAACUCCUUCUGUUUUGUGAGGGUUCAUUAUGAGCCUGAUCAUAUAUAUUUUGGUGAUUGGUUUAAACAUCCAUCUAGUUUUUAAAAAAUGCUAUUACGCUGAAAUCAUUGGUGUAUCUGAUGUCUGCUACUUUAGGAGCGUCCCGCAUAGUAAGGUGUCAUUCUGAUGAAUGACCUUAUAGCUGAAUGGUACGAGGGGCCGUUAGGGACAUUUAUUCAGAAAUACCAUUCACUUACACAUGUGAAACCGAACUGAAACCAAAAUAAUUUACAAACAUAUGUAAAAAUCUCUCAUAAACAUAUAUAAAACGCUCUCACACACACAUAAGAAAUCCAAAGUUAUUCACAUAUACAUGUGAAACGCUCUCAUAUAAACACACAAAAUGCGAUUUCAGUAUGUUGUGUGGGAGCAAUUUCAGUUGAAACGGAAGGCGUUUCAAAAAAAACUGCGAAGAACCGCGAAAACAAUAUUUGUCGUCUGUCCGUUUUCUUGUUCCAUCAUGUCGGCUUAGCAGCAUGCACAAGGGUUAACGGAGGCAGCAGCGUGGUUAAAUAAUACAGCUUCCCUUAAGAGAGAGAGAGAGAGACUGUGCAUCCCGAUAUCAACCACAACACUGCUUUGGCACAUGGACAGUAGUGGGCAGUUGCCCGCCGUGGGACGGGAAGAGGGACGAUAGCUGACCGUCCAGGGUGUCCCCACUUGCAGUUCCAACAGUCGGUUGCGGCCCGGUUGUGUGUGUGUGCCCAUGUUGGAUAGCGUUGUAAUAUUCUGCGCUGAGGCCAGGAUAUUAUUUAACAACGCUGCGGCCUCCGUUAAGCUCUGUGCAGGCUGCUGAGCAGACAUGAUGGAACAAGAAAAUGGACAGACGACAAAUAUUGUUUUCGCGGUUGUUGCAAUGUGAGGUGCAGGUGAUAAAACAUCACGACAAGAAGAGGUUUCUUUCAACAAAAACCAGGCCUUAUUUCCUAGCCUUUCAGAAGAACCGGAACAUAAAUUACAGGAAAAUUGCUCUUUCCACAGGUGCUGAUCUUUCACCAACCAGGAAACAAAUGUCCCCCUCUCCAUUCUCUUCCCAGUCAUUUAUAGCUAAUUGCCCGCCUUCUCAGACUAGUCUGGCCAAUCGGGUCAUGGCUCUGAAAGGGUAGUGAAGAGUUAAACAGAAAUAAACAUUGUUUUCAACAUUUAACAAAACCCUCAAGGGCUCAGUACAUUCAUUAUCUGACCUUACAAAACAGCGUACAUUCAAAACAAACGAGGUCUUCACAAAUGGAUAGUUUUUAACUUAAUUGGCACACCUUACAUCACACAAAUUUUACACCAACCACAGCCAAGACUCCACCUACUCAGAACACAUAUAGGCAGCAGCUUGGAGGCGUGCUCCCCCUUUGACCACAAGAUGGCCUCCAGGUCUGAUAAAAGGUAUUGCUUCCUUACAGCGGUUCUUCGCUGUUUCAACUGGUGUGUGUGUGUGUGUGUGUGUGUGUGUGUGUGUGUGUGUGUGUGUGUGUGUGUGUGUGUGUGUGUGUGUGUGUGUGUGUGUGUGUGUGUGUGUGUGUGUGUGUGUGUGUGUGUGUGGGGCUGCAGAUUUCUGAGUGAUGAGUUCCACUUGGAGGCUGAGCAGUGAGUAUCCGUCUCUGGGUGACACGACUGACUCUGAGUCUCUGGUUCCGGACUGGUACUAACCCUAACCCAGGUGAAGUUCCAGACAGGUGAACCCGUACCAACUGAGUCUGUGACAGCCUGAAGGGUUGACUAUGCUAACAAUGCUAAUAGCAGUUCUGUUACAGUUCUUAUGAGGACAGUGUUUCUGUGUUUCACAUGUGUAUAGGAGAGUGUUUCACAUGUGUAUGUGAAUAACUUUGGAAUUCUUAUGAGUGUGUGAGAGUGUUUCACAUGUGUAUAGGAGAGUGUUUCACAUGUGUAUGUGAACGGUAUUUCUGAAUAAUGUCCCCUCAUAGGAUGGUUUUCUAGUUUCCCAUCCUCUACAGACCUCUACAUGUUAUCCAGUUAGAAAACGGCAUGCAUUAGGGCAGGGCUUCCUGUGACCGACAGGUAACUGCUGUCACAUCUGGGUCCAGAAACACUGCGUUUUUCUUCCUGUUAACAGAAUGGUUUUAAGUUGCUUAACAAGGGACAGGAAGUCCUGGGAAUAAACACCUUGUUACAGCAGCAGCUCGUUAAUGUAAACCGCCUGAAGUUGUGAGUUCCCACAAAUAUUAAAGUGCAAUAAAACAUGAAUACAGAUAAAGUACUGCAACACAAGGACACAGACCUACCGAUAGCGAAUAAUUAAGCCUCUCUUGUAUAAUCCUGGUGUCAGUGACCCUGUGAAGAGCGUUCUUAUGGUCUGGGGUCUCUUUAAUAAAUACUGUGAUAACA